This is a messenger RNA of Triticum turgidum subsp. durum (durum wheat), 213 nucleotides long. The record is from the annotation of a GenBank genome assembly. Lineage: Eukaryota; Viridiplantae; Streptophyta; Magnoliopsida; Poales; Poaceae.
AUGGUUAAUGCAAUCAAGGGGCUGUUCAUCUCCUGUGAUAUACCGAUGGCUCAGUUCAUUGUUAAUAUGAAUGCGUCAAUGCCCGCAUCGGAGAAGUUCAUCGUGCACAUUCUUGACCCCACACACAUGUUUAUCCAGCCUAAUAUGGGAGAUUACAUCAAAAGUAAGAUGGCGGAGUUCAGAGAUCAGAACAGCUACGAGAAGCCAACAUGA